ACUCGAGACUUCGAGCGCUAUGUUGUGGGCGUUUUGCACGCAUGGAGUUCAAUGUGGCAGCAAAUUGCAUGGGAUUGUGGUCAAGCGGAGGUCGUGAGGAGGCUCAGCUGGAUGACGUCAUGAGCAGAGCCAAACGGGGGCAGCCACAAGAAAGGGGACAUUCGACAACUCGUCUGGAUGGAACCUCGAAAGAGGUGGUGACCUGAGUAAUUUCGCGCCCUCUACGGAACUUCCUGCCAGCGCCCCUUCCGAACAUAGGUUGACGCUUGUGACUCAAACCAGCGCAACCAACUUGCAAGUUGUUCUGGCGUGGCUGUCGAGAAACCCCACCAGUCAUGAGGUAACCGAAUCGUUGGCCCAACCCAGUUCAAGGUCGUGCCGUCGCGGGUGUCCGCACGGGCCGCUGCCGCCACUCGCCAGACUCUUCUUGUUCCCCUCGUUUCGAAGAACUCAGCUGAGUCAUAUGGAUAACUGUGGCUCCGGCCGACGCGGCUUCUGGUGCACGUCAGUCGGAACAACUUUGACCAUAAGUCACAGGUCUGAGAACCCUCGGACAUCAACGUUGACCACUGCAUUUUGGAAUCGAUCAUCUCCAUGGAGCACUACGCGGUGGAAUCCAAGUUGGCGGACGCCAUAUUCGGCCCCGUGCUCCUCUGCAAAGCCCUUCGAAUGGGCAAUAAGCUCGUCGCCAUCAAACAAGUCGACCUGACUGCGGCUGCUCGACAAGUCUCUGCCGACGCUGCACGAAAGGUCCAGGAAGACAAUGCGAUGGAGCUCGCCGUGUACCAAGCGUUUCGUGCCAAUGGAGGCCACACACAUGUGCUCCAUCUCCACGAAACCUUUGACGAUGCGAAUCGACGCCGCCACCUUGUGCUCGAUUACUGCCCCGGUGGAGAUCUCUACGACGCCAUUAUCUCGGCAACCGCGCUGCCUCUACCGCUUGCCCAGCGGUACUUCCGGCAGGUGUGCCAAGGGCUGAGCUUCAUGCACUCGUGCGGAUUUGCCCACCGCGACAUCUCACUGGAAAACGUCCUUGUCGAUGCCAACAACCAUUGCAAACUGAUCGACUUUGGCCUCGCCACGCCGAUCAAGGAUGCUACGCCAUCGACAUCCAGCGUCGGCAAGCAGUUCUAUAUGGCCCCUGAAGUGUAUCAAGGAUUUCCGUAUGACCCCGUCGCUGCCGAUAUGUGGUCGCUUGGUGUGCUGCUCUUCAUCAUGAUCGUGGGCUCGCCACCCAUGGAAAAGCCCACAGCGGAAGACGAGCGAUUUGUUCUCAUUCACAAGGACGGCAUCCAAGGGCUGCUGGCGGCAUGGAAAAUUGACGAUCGCUUCUCGUCCGACGCAGUCGCCGUGCUCGACUCACUCAUGUGUGUUCAACCCAGACGAAGGUUGACAAUGUCGGCUCUUCUUCGCCACCCAUUCCUGCAGAAAGAGCUAGAUAUCCUCCAUCCACCAGCGUCGAGAGCGCCAACUCCUCAGCUCCCACAGGACCGCGCAUCGCCAAGUCCCGUGCCGUGGACGGCAUUGCUGCAACUGUUUCCUCCUGCGAUGACACGACCUGUUUAA
Messenger RNA from Aphanomyces invadans, 1566 nucleotides. Its product is annotated as CAMK/CAMKL protein kinase. NCBI's taxonomy places the organism in Eukaryota, Oomycota, Saprolegniomycetes, Saprolegniales, Verrucalvaceae. The record is from RefSeq and is a predicted model, not a curated record. The coding region runs from base 595 to 1566 and encodes 323 amino acids. Gene Ontology annotation, molecular function: protein kinase activity; ATP binding. The transcript has a single exon. Gene Ontology annotation, biological process: protein phosphorylation.